Messenger RNA from Trichophyton benhamiae CBS 112371, 2934 nucleotides. RefSeq lists its product as uncharacterized. The transcript has a single exon. The record is from RefSeq and is a predicted model, not a curated record. Lineage: Eukaryota; Fungi; Ascomycota; Eurotiomycetes; Onygenales; Arthrodermataceae. Bases 1 to 2934 code for a protein of 977 amino acids.
AUGCUGCGUCCAAGUACUCCCUCGAGAUCCUCGGAGGAGAGCUUCUGCUUCUCUGCCUGGGAAACUCCGAGGCUGUCGGUAGCUGAAUCUAUUGGAAGGGAUAACUAUCCCCGACCAGCUUCGAGUCGAACCCAGACAGGAAAGAAAGCCACCAAAAGAAAUAAGAACGCUGCUCACUAUAGCCCUCGGUCUGCUGGCUCAGCACGUCGACCUCAGAGAUCAGAGCACGUUACCGAGCUUAUCAAAUUCUUCAAGACCUGUGAACUCCCCAUCUCAGACCCAUACAAUUUUGAUCUAGACAGUCUUGAACUCAAUGGGCAGCUACGACAACUGAAGCACCGUCAAGAUGAUCUGGGGCUACAGGAAGACUCGGCCCCUCAGAGGAAGAAAUCGCCCGUCAAGCUAUUUGCUCCUGACCUAUGGAGCCGUACUCCAGCCCGGAAGAACAAGCAGAAAAACGACCGCUUGAACCCUGCUAUCAGCAUGGAAAGCAUGCAGUACUCCCCCGGCACCAGAAGCCCCCGAGGUUCCCAUGAUAGCAACAUUGAUCGACCCAUUGCUACUCCUAAGACAGAGGUUGACGGCGAAUGUGCUUACCCAGGCAUUUCAGUCUUACCAUCCUCCAAGGAACCUCCAUCAAACGAUAUUGGAGUCUCGGAACCUUUCCCAUCCUUGGCUACCAUGGGCCAGCUGUAUGAUUUGUCUUCGGCAACCCUGACCGGAGAUAUGUAUACGAAUGAAAAGAUGGAAUGGACAGACACUUCAGUUGGCCGCGAGAUCCUAUCUGGUAUUGAUACUGACUCCGGGAUGCCGAUCCAACCAAUGCCCGUACACCUUAACAGUCCGUCGAACCACAACGGUGACAACGUACCUCAACCUCCACCCAAACCUGCGGUGCCACAUAACUGUGCCAAGGGCUCGACAUAUUGGCCUCAAGACAAGCCGCUUCCCGAUACUCCCGAAAUUCACUGCCAGCAACAAAGACAGCAAAUUCAAAUUUAUAAAAGAGACUCUAUCCGGGUUACAAGGUCAACCACCACCAGUUCCGGGUUCGGCAAACGACACUCUAUAUCAACUACCUGCGAGUCAACCUUCAUCGACGUACAGUGUCUCCCCGAACGGACUUCCAGCCGAAAAGAACGAAGGGCGGGUCGAACUGACUUCAGCAGCCUUUGUUGUCGAUUAUCUUGCCCCAUGUCGGAAGAGCACGGUUUCAAUUACGCUGAAAGUCUUGAGAGUACUGAAAAGCCUGUGUCCAUAUUGGAUCCAGCCGAUGCCAACGAAAACCUAGAUACUGCGACCCAGUCCAAAUCAAAAUCUCGAACCUUGAUCCCUGCUCCAAUUGAUAGCUCCAGAAAGUAUUCCGUGUCCUCGGAGCCGUCACUUACCCCAUCAUCGAAUAUUUUCUCGAUAUCCGCCUUGUCUGGUUCUGCAAGCAGUAGUACUUUAACCUCUCCCCUUACCUGGCACAACCCUUCUCAAAAGGGAGAUGACAACGACGCCUCAAAAUCCAUAUCAUCCACACCCGCCCUCACGGUAUCGCAUGAUGCAUUGGACAACCAACCUAAUGUUGAAUCGUUUCCCAAACUCCCAACGACAAACGUUCCAGAAAUAAAAGGAAGCGCGGAUACUGCAUCCAAAAUCCUCCCGGAUCACUUCCCUGCGGUACCUGUCAGAAAGUCUAGCAGAUUAGACAACAUCCACGCCUUGAGAAUGAAAGAUGUUGCCGCCGCUAGGGCUGCACUUAAAGCUUCGAACAAAGACUCAGCCACCCUCGAAAACACUGAUAAUGUUAGGGGCAGACAAGCUAGCUCGCCGGCCAUCCUGAAUUACUCUUCUACAACCAAGGGAAGCUCAAGGACCAGUGAGGAGUCAUUACCGUCAGCCACUAACUCCACUCGACCAACAGUCAAAUCUGCCAUGUCAAAGGUUACAGCCGAUUCUAAUACCAAGUCUUCCACCAAUGGAUCUCCAAUGAGAACAAUUAUGCCUGAUGGCUCAGUAUUCACUGAUCGAGCUACACAAGAACGGUCAUUCAGACAUAAGCAUAACGCCUUCUCUCUGCUAGCCGGAGGAUCUUUACCAACUAGCCCCAGAAACUCACAGUCAUUCAUUCCUACCCCUGUGCCUCACAGGCCAUCGCUAAUGAGCCCAAAGAGUGUUGCCGGACUACGUGCUUUGGAAACUGUAUCCCGUCCGGUUUCACCAUCCCUACCUUCAUCGGACGAUGAAGGCAUGGGAACCAGAGCGCAUAGUGGCAGGUCAAGGCGGUCUACACGAUCAACCCCCCGCAGAAACCGCAAAAGCUCGACCUUAACCAUCGACAAUACUAAAUCCCAAAAAUACAUCCAUGAUGAACCACUACCACUCACUCCACCCAGCGCUAACGCCAUUCGUCCCGACGAUCCUGAUUCUCUUUUAUCUCCAUUCACUCCCACUCACUUCAAAUACCCGCCAACUUCAGACUCUUCCAUAGCUACUCAAUCUCACCAACAAAAGUUUCUACAAGAUCGUGUCUUCUACCUUGAACGCCAAAAUAAGAUGCUUCAAUCUGCAUUGCUCUCUGCACUUGAAGUCGGCGCCAAAUGUGAUGCUCAGCGAGACCAGAAGUGCAGCCCCCGCAGCUCAAAUGCUAUCAACUUCCGUGAUGAUAUUAUAGACAUGCUCAACCUAUAUCGCAGCUCUUAUGAUGGUGGAUGCGGGGUUGCUACGUCUUCUGCUUUCGCCACAAGAAGAGGAACUCGACGCUCAGCUAUUCCUCCUAAUAUCGGAGAAACUGAGAUAUCCUGCUCGUCUACCACUACUUCUAGACUGUCGGUACAAGGAAGAAUUCUAGCACGCCCGUCUACUUCUCCUAGCACAGCCAAGGAGAGAGCUCAUCAGCGACUGAUUGAGCCGCAUAACCGCAUCGGAGAGGCUAUUGCCUUGAGAUAA